AUGACCUGGGACCACGAGGCUGAUGCCAAGGUGCGCCUCAGUUUAACACGCUCAAUCAACACUAAUGCUGACAGGAACAGCUUCUCCUCAGAAUCCUCACCACCAGUAACAUCAAGCUCGACUACGAAGACCUUGCCAAACAUAUGGGACCCGCGCAGACUCCAACGUCUCAGAACGGAUCCUAGGGCUGGCAGCGCUACCAACGGGGAUUCCUCUACUCCUCCUACUCCGGAGAAACGCAAACGCGGCUGCGCAAAGAAGGACGCCAACGGUGAUGGCGCAGAGAAGGACAAGGCCAGCCCUAAGAAAGCUAAGAAGGCUAAGAAAUAG
Aspergillus fumigatus Af293 is the source of this 330-nucleotide messenger RNA. RefSeq lists its product as uncharacterized. The coding region runs from base 1 to 330 and encodes 109 amino acids. The record is from RefSeq and is a predicted model, not a curated record. Lineage: Eukaryota; Fungi; Ascomycota; Eurotiomycetes; Eurotiales; Aspergillaceae. The transcript is spliced from 2 exons.